Messenger RNA from Asparagus officinalis (garden asparagus), 5589 nucleotides. RefSeq names its product ABC transporter C family member 2-like. Gene Ontology annotation, biological process: transmembrane transport. NCBI's taxonomy places the organism in Eukaryota, Viridiplantae, Streptophyta, Magnoliopsida, Asparagales, Asparagaceae. The record is from RefSeq and is a predicted model, not a curated record. Bases 279 to 5159 code for a protein of 1626 amino acids. Gene Ontology annotation, molecular function: ATP binding; ABC-type transporter activity; ATP hydrolysis activity. The transcript has 29 exons. Gene Ontology annotation, cellular component: membrane.
CGUAAAAUAAUAAAAAAUAAUAAUAAUGAAAUAAAAUAGAUACCGGAUUCCAUAGGAGGACAGGAGCGGAACAAUUAUAAAAAGAGCGAUAUUAUUUGAGAGAGAGAGAGAGGGGGGGAGGAAGCUGAGAGAGUGUGGACUUUUUUACCGUCUCCGAAUCUGCUAGGGCGCCUCCAGAGCCAAGCAGAGGCCUUGAGGACAAAUAAGCCUUGAAAGGAGUUUAAAGCAUAUGGUGGGAGUCUGAAGUGUUGGGGGUUAUCUGAGACCAGCUGAAAGAAAUGGGUUUUGAACCACUGGUUUGGUACUGUCAGCCCGCGAAGAACCAGAUAUGGGGGAAGGUGGUUGAGAAUGCCUUUGGUGCUUAUACGCCCUGUGCCAUCGAGACCUUGGUGGUCGGGAUCUCACAUCUGGUUCUUUUUGGUGUGUGCUUUUAUCGCAUAUGGCGUACUGGGAGAGAUCUCACUGUUCGGCGGUACUCCUUAAGGUCUCACUAUUACAAUUACAUGCUGGGCAUAUUGGCUGCCUACUGUACUGCAGAGCCUUUAUUUAGGUUGAUCUUUGGUUUCUCCGUCUCAAAUCUUGAUGGACAGACCAGUGUUGCUCCCUUUGAGAUGCUUACGCUGAUAGUUGAGGCUGUCGCUUGGUGUUCUGUGCUUGUUAUGAUUGGAUUGGAGACUAAAAUCUAUAUCACAGAAUUUCGGUGGUAUAUCCGUUUUGUAGUUGUAUAUGUUCUGGUGGGGGAAGCUGCUCUUUUCAAUCUUGUUGUCUCCGUUAGAGGGUAUUAUGACAAAUCGGUGUUCUAUCUGUACACCAGCGAGAUAGUUUGUCAGUUUUUGUUUGGAAUCCUCUUGCUGCUCUAUGUCCCUACUCUGGAUCCUUUUCCGGGUUAUACACCCCUUAGAGCUGAAGCCCUUGUUGAUAACACAGACUAUGAACUGCUUCCUGGAGGAGAACAAAUUUGCCCCGAGAGACAUGUGAAUGUAUUUUCAAAAAUAUUUUUCACAUGGAUGACUCCAAUCAUGCAACUGGGAUAUAAGAGGCCUAUUACUGAGAAGGAUGUCUGGAGAUUAGAUACAUGGGAUGAGACGGAGACAUUGUAUAGCCGGUUCCAGAAAUGCUGGUCUGAUGAAUCAAUAAAGCCAAAACCGUGGCUUUUGAGAGCACUAUGCUUUAGUCUUGGGGGAAGAUUUUUGCUUGGAGGUUUUUUCAAGAUUGGCAAUGAUGCUUCUCAGUUUGUGGGCCCGCUAAUUCUUAACCUGCUUCUUGAGUCUAUGCAAAAAGGGGAUCCAUCGUGGAACGGCUACAUUUAUGCAUUCUCAAUUUUUGCUGGAGUGGCACUGGGGGUGCUAUGCGAAGCACAGUAUUUUCAAAAUGUUAUGCGUGUUGGGUUUCGGUUGAGAUCUACUUUGGUUGCUGCAGUGUUCCGCAAGUCACUGAGAUUAACACACGAGGGUCGAAGAAAAUUUGCUUCUGGAAAGAUAACUAAUUUGAUGACAACUGAUGCAGAAUCACUUCAACAAGUUUGCCAACAGCUUAAUAAUCUAUGGUCAGCUCCUUUUCGGAUUAUAAUAGCCAUCAUCCUUCUCUACAAGCAGCUAGGGGUUGCUUCCCUUAUAGGGUCAUUGAUGCUGGUCCUAAUGUUUCCAAUACAGACAAUUGUGAUCAGCAAAAUGCAGAAGUUAAAUAAGGAGGGUUUACAACGUACUGAUAAGCGUAUUGGCAUGAUGAAUGAAAUAUUGGCUGCUAUGGACACUGUCAAAUGUUAUGCAUGGGAAGACAGCUUCCAGUCUAAAGUGCAAAGCAUUCGCAAUGAUGAACUUUCAUGGUUCCGGAGCGCUCAGCUACUUGCAGCGUGCAACUCAUUUAUCCUCAACAGCAUUCCAGUUGUUGUUACUGUAAUAUCAUUUGGGGUGUACUCUCUUCUUGGAGGCGAACUGACACCUGCAAAGGCAUUCACAUCACUUUCACUGUUUUCAGUUCUUCGCUUUCCUCUGUUCAUGCUUCCAAAUCUGAUCACUCAGGUUGCAAAUGCAAAUGUUUCUCUUAAACGAUUGGAGGAACUAUUAUUGUCUGAAGAUAGGAUACUUUUGCCAAACCCACCUCUUGAUCCAGAGCUUCCAGCGAUCUCAAUAAAAAAUGGCUUUUUUUCAUGGGAUUCGAAGGAAGAGAGACCCACAUUAUCAGAUAUCAAUUUGGAUAUACCCGUCGGUAGCUUGGUUGCCAUUGUUGGAAGUACUGGAGAAGGGAAAACAUCACUUAUAUCAGCAAUGAUUGGAGAGCUACCACCAAAAUCAGAAUCAAGCACAGAUGUUAGUAUUAGAGGAACUGUUGCCUAUGUUCCUCAAGUUUCAUGGAUUUUCAAUGCAACAGUACGGGAUAAUAUACUGUUUGGAUCUCCUUUUCAACCGGUACGCUAUGAUGAGGUCAUAAAAGUGACUGCACUCCAGCAUGAUCUAGAUUUGCUUCCAGGCGGCGAUCUCACAGAGAUUGGUGAAAGGGGAGUGAAUAUUAGUGGUGGACAAAAGCAAAGGAUUUCCAUGGCAAGAGCUGUGUAUUCUGAUUCUGAUGUAUAUAUAUUUGAUGAUCCUUUGAGCGCACUAGAUGCUCAUGUUGGUCGACAGGUUUUUGAUCAAUGCAUUAAGGAUAAACUGAGGAGCAAAACCCGUGUUCUUGUUACAAACCAGCUGCAUUUCCUCCCAAAUGUUGAUAAAAUUAUCCUGGUUCAUGAAGGUAUGAUUAAAGAGCAGGGAACCUUUGAAGAACUCACUAGUAAUGGAGUGCUAUUCCAAAAGUUAAUGGAAAAUGCUGGGAAAAUGGAGGAGCAAAUUGAAGAAAAGCCAAGUGAUAACCAUGGACAGGAUUCUGUAAAAUCCACUGAAAAUGGGGACACCUUGAGGACGGAGAAUGGCUUGUUGAAGACUGAUAACAAUGUGAAUCAAGGGAAGGUAGAGAAGUCUGUGCUAAUUAAGCAGGAGGAACGUGAAACAGGUGUUGUUAGUUUGAAAGUUCUAGCAAGGUACAAGAACGCAUUGGGUGGGUUUUGGGUUGUUAUGAUACUCUUUCUAUGCUAUAUUCUUUCUGAAGCUCUCAGAGUUUCUAGUAGCACAUGGUUAAGUAUUUGGACAGAUCAGAGCUCACCGAAGGACCAUGGUGCUGGUUUCUACAAUUUGAUCUAUGCCCUUCUUUCUUUUGGCCAGGUACUUGUGACACUGACAAACUCUUACUGGCUGAUCAUUUCUAGUCUUUAUGCUGCCAAAAGACUACAUGACGCCAUGCUUAAGUCUAUCUUACGGGCUCCGAUGGUAUUCUUUCAUACCAAUCCACUUGGACGGAUAAUAAACAGAUUCGCAAAGGAUCUUGGCGAUAUUGACCGCAAUGUAGCUGUAUUUGUGAAUAUGUUCUUGGGUCAAAUCUCACAACUCCUUUCAACUUUUGUUCUGAUAGGCAUUGUCAGCACUAUAUCUCUUUGGGCCAUCAUGCCACUUUUAAUUUUAUUCUAUGCUGCCUAUUUAUACUACCAGAGCACUGCAAGAGAAGUAAAACGGUUGGAUUCUAUAACCAGAUCUCCGGUGUAUGCACAAUUUGGAGAAGCGCUAAAUGGUCUAUCUACAAUUCGUGCAUAUAAAGCAUAUGAUAGAAUGGCUGCUAUUAAUGGUAAAUCCAUGGACAAUAAUGUCAGAUUUACUCUUCUGAAUAUGAGUGGAAACAGAUGGCUUGGCAUUCGGUUGGAAAUACUGGGAGGCAUUAUGAUUUGGUUUACAGCAACUUUUGCAGUCAUGCAAAACCAGAAAGCAGAAAAUCAGAAGGCAUUUGCAUCAACAAUGGGUCUUCUUCUUUCUUAUGCAUUAAAUAUUACAAACUUAUUGACUGCUGUUUUGCGACUUGCAAGUCUUGCUGAGAAUAGUUUGAAUUCUGUGGAGCGGGUGGGAACAUACAUAGAAUUGCCUUCUGAGGCUCCUCCAAUUAUUGAAAGUAAUAAACCACCUCCAGGUUGGCCAUCAUCUGGAAUAAUUAAAUUCCAAAAUGUAGUUCUUCGGUAUAGGCCAGAGCUUCCUCCUGUUCUGCAUGGUAUAUCCUUCACAAUUACAGCAAGUGAGAAGGUUGGGAUAGUUGGUAGGACUGGUGCUGGAAAAUCAAGUAUGCUUAAUGCAUUAUUUAGGAUCGUUGAACUGGAAAGAGGACACAUUUUCAUUGAUGACUGUGACAUUUCAAAAUUUGGAUUGCGUGACUUGCGGAAAGUUCUUGGGAUAAUUCCUCAAGCUCCUGUUUUGUUUUCAGGUACCAUACGUUUUAAUUUGGACCCAUUUAGUGAACACAAUGAUGCAGAUCUUUGGGAAGCACUGGAGAGAGCACAUCUAAAAGAAGUCAUUCGAAGGAAUGCAUUGGGACUUGAUGCUGAGGUUUCUGAAGCAGGGGAGAACUUCAGUGUUGGACAGAGGCAGCUACUAAGUCUUGCACGUGCAUUGCUGCGGAGGUCAAAGAUUCUUGUUCUUGAUGAAGCAACUGCAGCCGUGGAUGUGAGAACUGAUGCCCUUAUUCAAAAGACAAUCAGGGAAGAGUUUAAGUCUUGCACAAUGCUCAUUAUUGCCCACCGUUUGAAUACAAUUAUUGAUUGUGAUAGGGUUCUUCUCCUCAAUGCUGGUCAGGUCUUGGAAUUUGACACGCCUGAAGAUCUUUUAUCAAAUGACGAAAGUGCUUUUUCCAAGAUGGUUCAAAGUACUGGAGCAGCUAAUGCUCAAUAUUUAAAGAGUCUAGUGUUUGCGGACAAAUCCAACAAGGAAGAGACUGAAAGGCAAGAUGGCCGAAGGAGAUGGCUUGCCUCCUCCCGUUGGGCAGCUGCUGCCCAAUUUGCACUUGCAGCCAGCCUCACAUCUUCCCAGAGUGACCUCCGGAGGCUAGAAAUUGAAGAUGAGAACAGUAUCCUCAAGAAAACAAAGGAUGCUGUCAUCACUCUGCAGAAUGUUUUAGAAGGAAAGCAUGAUGCUACGAUUGAGGAGACACUUGAUCUGCACCAGGUCCCUAGAGAUAGAUGGUGGUCCUCUCUCUAUAAAGUGGUUGAAGGCCUUGCUAUGAUGAGCAGAUUGGCUCGCAAUCGGCUUGAACACCCACAUUUCACAUUCGAAGACAGAUCACUUGAUUGGGACCAAGUUGAGAUGUAGAAGGAUGAACCAUAAAGUGAUGUCACAUUUCCCCCCCUUCCCCUUCCAUGUAUUUUGGGGCAAGGAGAAAUAUGGAUAUUUUUGUUAGGUUGUAUGAUGUAUUCCCAACCCAACCACAUCUGAAGCUGCAUCAUUACCUGCUCAAGUAUUCUCUUGGGCACCAGACGGGUCAAUUUGGUGGACCAAGAAGGUUUCUGCUGCGGGUAUAUACCUGUAGCUGGUAGGUACUGGCACCAGUGUAAACUGCAAUUACAACACAAGUGAAUUUAGGGUUGGGUUGGUGACAAUCUGAUAUUUACUGCGAUCAUUUUAAGUUAAAAAAGCUAUUGUUGUAGUCUACUGUGGUAUUCUUCAUCCUAUUUUUGUUUUGAUUAUCUAUUAAACAGUAUAGCGUGACGACAUUAAUGAAAACAGUUUUGCCCGUUCUCUA